AUGGGUUUAAGUGAUCAUAUUCAGAAAGUAAUCGAUAAUAAUCGGGAGAAACUUACUAAUGAUUUAUCUGUCAAACACCUCUUAAUUGAUUUAAAUACUAAGAAAGUCUUGAAUUAUGAUGAAAUGGAUGAACUGGAAGAUAUAAAACCAGAAAAGAAACAGAAUGCGAAAUUUCUUCGUUUUCUGGAGCGAAAAGAAGAUAGGGAUUUUGAUAAAUUCUGUGAAGUAUUGCAAGGAAAUCAAGCCUCAGCGCUUCAAAAUUUAGGUCUUAAACUGAGAAAUGAAGCUUGCGGUGAUUCAACUGCCCAAGGCCAAGAUUCACAUGAUGGGGUUGGAGCCGUAAAAAAUAUAGAAACACCUGGUGAUUAA
This is a messenger RNA of Trichoplax adhaerens, 369 nucleotides long. RefSeq lists its product as uncharacterized. Gene Ontology annotation, biological process: regulation of apoptotic process. Bases 1 to 369 code for a protein of 122 amino acids. NCBI's taxonomy places the organism in Eukaryota, Metazoa, Placozoa, Uniplacotomia, Trichoplacea, Trichoplacidae. The record is from RefSeq and is a predicted model, not a curated record. The transcript is spliced from 2 exons.